This is a messenger RNA of Colossoma macropomum (tambaqui), 2412 nucleotides long. RefSeq names its product zinc-binding protein A33-like. The coding region runs from base 180 to 1628 and encodes 482 amino acids. Lineage: Eukaryota; Metazoa; Chordata; Actinopteri; Characiformes; Serrasalmidae. The record is from RefSeq and is a predicted model, not a curated record. Gene Ontology annotation, molecular function: protein binding; zinc ion binding. The transcript has 7 exons.
UCUACCUGUUGGAGGAAGUGAAUCUCGUACUGUCACUCUGAUCUUUCUUCAUUCUGCACUCACUUCACUCAGAGACACCAAUGAGGAGCUUUUAAACAGUGACUACGUCCUAAAAGAGAAAGUGGACUUUGGACUAAAGGAGCUGUUACAGAGAAACAGCACAGCAGCAGUUGGAGGAAAUGGCUGCUAGAAACCCUCUUUCAGAAGAAGACUUUUCAUGUCCUGUGUGCUGUGAAAUCUUCAGGGAUCCUGUUGUUCUGUCGUGCAGCCACAGUGUGUGUAAAACCUGUCUGCAGAAGUUUUGGGAAACUAAGGGGUCUCGAGAAUGUCCAGUUUGUAGGAGAAUAUCUUCUAAAGAUCAACCUCUCAAUAAUCUUGUACUGAAGAACCUUUGUGAGUCUUUUCUAGAGAGCAGGAGUCAGAGAUCUUCAGCAGGGUCUGAGGAGCUCUGCAUUCUGCACAAUGAGAAACUCAAACUCUUCUGUCUGGAUGAUCAGCAGCCUGUGUGUGUGGUGUGUCACACUUCAAAGAAUCACAAAAAUCAUGAAUUCUGUCCAGUAGAUGAAGCUGUGACUGACCUUAAGGAUAAACUCAUGACUGCUUUGUGGCCUCUACAGAAGAAUCUGAAAGUCUUAGAGGAAGCUAAACAAGACUAUGACCAAACAGCAGCUCACAUUAAGACGCAGGCCCAGCACACAGAGAGGCAGAUAAAGGAGGAGUUUGAGAAGCUUCACCAGUUUCUAAGAGAUGAAGAAGCAGCAAGGAUAGCUGCACUGAAGGAGGAAGAGGAGCAGAAGAGUCAGAUGAUGAGGAGGAAGAUUGAGGAGAUGAAUGGAGAAAUAUCAUCUCUUUCAGACACAAUCAGACACAUAGAGAAGGAAAUGGAAGCUGAGGACAUCCUGUUCUUACAGAACUUCAAGUCUACAGAGAAACAAGCUCAGCUCAAACCAAAGGAUCCAGAGAAGACAUCAGGAGCUCUGAUCAAUGUAGUGAAACACCUUUCCAACCUGAAGUUCAGAGUGUGGGAGAACAUGCAGGAGAUUCUCCAGUACACCCCUGUUACUCUGGACCCCAACACUGCACAUCCAGACCUCCACCUGUCUGAUGAUCUCACUGCUGUAGAAGACAGAAACCUGAGAUCAUCACUUCCUGAUAAUCCAGAGAGAUUUGAUGAGUGGUGGUCUGUUCUGUGUUCUGAGGGUUUUAACUCAGGGACACACUGCUGGGACGUCCAGGUUGGAGGCAGUCAUGGGUGGGAACUGGGUGUGAUAACAGAGUCUGUAACAAGAAAAGGAAACUCUGUCUGGGAUUCAGUGUGGAGUCUAGGUUACAGUCAAAUCAAUAAAUUAUUUGAUAAAUACAGAAAAAAAAGUAAUAAAUACUGGAUUCGCUGUCCAAGAAAGUCAGCUCUCUCCCUCACACCUAAAGAGAAGCUGCAGAGGGUCAGAGUGCAGCUGGACUGGGACAGGGGGAAAGUGACCUUCACUGAUCUUCUAACAAACACACACCUGCACACUAUAACACACACUUUCACUGAGAGAGUUUUACCAUUUCUCUGUAAUCGAUCUGUUUAUCGUCUGAGGAUCUUACCAGUGAAGACGUCAGUAACAGUGGAACAGCACAGUUAAAGUUGAUGCUGCUUAGAAUGCACAUUUAUUCAGGUAGUGAGUGUCUGAAUUAUGAUCAUAAGAAUGUCAUUACAUUACUUUGGUUAAAUAUUGGGCAGAUUUUGAAAAUAUGUCCUGAUCUGAUGCCAGUCGUUUAAUGGGUGUCGCAGUAAGAGCAGAAUAAUUUGUGUGGUUUUCAUUCUCAGAGUCUUUAGUGAUAAAGUACAUGAUGUGAAUUCACACUGCUGGCGUCUCUUAAUACACAGAGAAAUAAACAACAAGAACCAAAGAAGAUGAAGCAGAAACCCAAGCAAAGCGUUUAAACACUCAGAUUCUCUCCUACAUGACGCUCAUCAAACUAAACACUAGUUCAUCAUUCCGCUGCAGACAGAUUUCCCAGCUGCUCCACCAGCUUGAAACUCUCAGCCAAUCCCAGUCAGAGUCUGUGGAAGAGAAACAGAUGGAGCCGCUCUUUAGGAUUCUACUUUAUUGAGGAAAGAGGCUGAUUUGUCCUCCUCCAGGUUUAGAUGGGAUGGUCACCACUGAACAAGCCGCGCUCUUCUUCACUCUCACUCUAUGUAGCUUUGUGUCCUUGGGUUGCCAGAUGUUCAACACUAGAAUCAAUAAAACAAUUUGAUUCUGUUCUGUGAUAUUUCAAUACUGCAGCUUUGCGCUGUGAUUGCUGAGCGCCCCCCCCUCUUUAGUUUUGGGGGGCAAUGAUAUGCAUGUAUAUUGUAAGUAAUGUGUUUGUACCAUUCCAUCCUAACAUGUCUGUGUGGAAAUAAAAUGCUGGUUUAAAGUGUCA